Molecule: messenger RNA, 1086 nt
Organism: Adineta ricciae
Lineage: Eukaryota; Metazoa; Rotifera; Eurotatoria; Adinetida; Adinetidae
Source: the annotation of a GenBank genome assembly
AUGUCCAACAGUAGCUCAUUUAAAUAUUUUACCAUUCGGUACUAUCAGAUAGUACCGCCGAUGGUAUUGAUUAUCGGGUGUAUUGGCAAUAUUUUGAAUUUGGUGUUAUUCACUCGGCGCACUCUUCGAAGUAAUCCUUGUGCAAUCUAUUUUUUUCUUCUAUCAAUAACAAAUUUGAUCAGUCUAACGUUCGGUUUACUUCCAAAUUAUCUUAUUAAUGUGUACGGUAUUGAUAUUUUAACAAGCACCAUGUUUUUCUGUCGAUUUCGUUUUUUCGUCGUACAUUGUUCACUUGCUAUAUCGUCAUGGUCGAUUGUUUUAGCUGGUAUUGAUCGGUUUUGUAUUAGUUCUCGACAAGUACGUCGUCGGCAGUUUAGCACCCUGAAACAUACUCAAGUAGCAACUGUUAUUCUCAUUAUUAUCUGUUGUAUCAUCUAUAGUCAUGUUCUUGUUCUUUUCACAAUUGAACAAACAUCAACCGGUCGCAUGUGUUAUGCACAAUCAGGACCGUAUCGUAUAUUCUACGACUUCUUCUUUUUUGCGACGUAUAGUUUCACGCCACCUAUUCUAAUGGUUCUACUUGGCUUAGGAACGUUGCGUAAUAUCCUACAAGCACGAAGUUUGAUCAAACCUCAGGAGACUAAUGCCAUGGCAAGAGCAUCAAUACAGCAAAAUGUUUACGUUCAGAAAAAAGAUCGGCAAUACUUGAAAAUGUUGCUGGUGCAAUUAGUCUUCACAGUUACGUUGACAUUACCUAUUGCUAUUCAAAAACUGUAUACAACAUUCACAGAAUAUCAAGUGAAAAGUACCAAUCGAAUAGAAAUUGAAAAUUUCGUAGCAGAUUUUGUUCGAACAUUAACACAGAUCAACAGUGGAUUGAGCUUUUUUUUGUACACCUUAUCAAGCACCGCAUUUCGUCGUGAAUUACUUGUGGUUAUUCUUAAAUUUGUCAAGAUUACAUUCGGAGUGAACAAUUAUGUAUAUCAGUGGCUGCAGAAAAUUGCUCGACCCACUGUAUCGCACCAUGCGGAUACGAUGGCACAUGCGCACGUCGGUACUCUACGUCUCAAAUCAAUCGGACAAUGA